AUGGUAGGCAAAUUGGGAUCAUUUCAAGAGCAAAGCAGAGAGAGGCUUGUCUCGCAGAAAGGAUACUCAGAUUUCGGUUUGGAUGACUCCAAUCAUCGGUGUUUCGAGGACUGCGGGAUCACCAAAUUGUACGAGAUGGGACGUUCUGAUAAUCGGAAGCUCUUUUUCGCCGUCAAGAUGGGAAUGGCUCUUGCCCUAUGCUCUGUAAUCAUCUUCCUCAAAGGGCCGCUGCAUGAUGUCAGUAAAUACUCUGUAUGGGCCAUCCUUACUGUCGUCGUCGUUUUCGAGUAUUGCGUAGGAGCUACUUUGGUCAAAGGAUUCAACAGGGCUAUAGGCACAUUCUCUGCAGGAGGGCUUGCUCUUGGCAUCGCGAGGCUCUCCGUUUUAUCAGGGGAUUUCGAGAAAAUCAUUAUCAUAAUCUGCAUUUUCCUUUCAGGUUUUAGUGCUAGUUAUUUGAAACUCCACCCAGCCAUGAAGCCGUAUGAAUAUGCAUUCAGGGUGUUCUUGUUGACAUACUGUAUCGUUCUGGUUUCGGGGAACAACACCGGAGAUUUCUUCAGCACGGCGUAUUAUAGGUUUUUGUUUAUUGUGCUUGGUGCAACCAUAUGUUUGGUUUUGAAUAUAUUCAUAUUUCCAACAUGGGCCGGUGAAGAUCUCCAUAAACUGGUAGCUAAUAAUUUCAAGAGUGUGGCAAAUUCCCUUGAAGGAUGUGUUAACGGUUACUUGCAAUGUGUCGAAUACGAGAGAGUACCAUCGAAGAUACUCACGUACCAAGCCUCAGAUGAUCCAUUAUACAACGGGUACAGAUCCGCUGUUCAAUCUACAAGUCAAGAAGAAUCUCUGCUCGAAUUUGCCACAUGGGAACCUCCACAUGGACCAUACAAAACGUUUAACCAUCCCUGGAAAAACUAUGUCAAACUUAGUGGUGCAGUAAGGCAUUGUGCUUUCAUGGUCAUGGCAAUGCAUGGUUGCAUUCUUUCAGAGAUACAGGCAGCUCCAGAGAAAAGACAGGCUUUCCGUCACGAGCUUGAAAGAGUUGGCAAUGAAGGAGCAAAGGUUCUGCGAUUGAUCGGAGAAAAAGUUGGAAAAAUGGAGAAGCUAAACUCUAGAGAGAUUCUAAAGGACAUUCAACGUGCAGCAGAGGAACUACAAAUGAAAAUAGACAAUAAAUCUUACCUUCUUGUCAACUCAGAAAGUUGGGCAGCCAUUAAAGAGCAAGCUGAAGCAGAAGAAGCUCGAGAAGACGAUGAGACCAAAGUGAUAAAAUCGCUAAGUCAGAUCUGGGAUACAAACAGUAGCAACAAUCAGAAUCCAGCUAGUGGCAAUGAAUCUCAGACAUGGAUAUCAACAGAGAGUAUGAUGUUAAGGAACCGCGAGACGUGGCCAAGUGUGUCUUUCAUUGGUGGUUCUAUGGUGAAUGAAAUAGAAUGUAAAGUAUACGAAAGUGCAAGUUCUUUGUCUUUGGCUACGUUUGCUUCCCUUCUCAUCGAGUUUGUUGCGAGGUUGCAGAACGUUGUGAAUGCCUUUGAGGAACUAAGCACGAAGGCAGAUUUCAAAGAUCCGGUUCCUAUUAGCAUAGUAUAUCAAGUGGGAUUAUGGACCAGGUUCAAGAGAUGCUUUAGCAGAAACCCAAGCUGA
This is a messenger RNA of Arabis nemorensis, 1638 nucleotides long. Lineage: Eukaryota; Viridiplantae; Streptophyta; Magnoliopsida; Brassicales; Brassicaceae. The record is from the annotation of a GenBank genome assembly.